Molecule: messenger RNA, 1492 nt
Organism: Osmia lignaria (orchard mason bee)
Lineage: Eukaryota; Metazoa; Arthropoda; Insecta; Hymenoptera; Megachilidae
Product: WD repeat domain 74 lethal (2) k09848
Biological process (GO): ribosomal large subunit biogenesis
Cellular component (GO): nucleolus; preribosome, large subunit precursor
Molecular function (GO): protein binding
Source: RefSeq, a predicted model, not a curated record
GUUUUAUCUGAAAAGAAAAUUCGUUAGGGUUAUGUUUCUAGCGACAUCUUUAAAAAAUUGUUCAAUACAAAAGUCAAUGCCACUUGCUAGGCUUUGUGGUUAACAGCGUGUAUAACCUAAUCGAGAAUGGAGGUAAAAGAUAAUUUUCACAUUUACGUUGGAUGUAAAUCUGGAGCUUUCAAAGGCAUAAGAAUUGAGCCAGAGAAAAAUGUGACGCGGAACAUUCAGAACUUGGUAUUCAUAAAGGAUAACGAUGAAGUUACAGCAAUGUCAUGGGGCGAUGAUGAGGAAAAAGAAGUUUUAAUUGCAUGUGGAACCAAAGAGAUUGGAAGUAUAAAAGUUUACGACACGGACUAUACAACAUUUACAUGUUCCUUUACUUGUGAUGCUGGAAGAGGAAGAGUUAAUGGUAUAUCACGAUACGACGAAGGGAUUCUGACUGCUGUUGAAUCUGGAGAAGUUAAAUUGUACAAGUAUAACGAAAAGGAGGAAAUCCUUGUAAAUGCUGGAGCAAAUUUACGUAAAAUGCGUCACUCGAAAAUAAAUAAAAAGAUAAUAGCUACUGGAGGUUUUGAACAUUAUCUAAAGCUGUUCGAUUUAGAAAAACAGAAACAAGUAUUCCAAGCAAAAAAUGUACCUCCCGAUUGGUUACAGUUAAGGGUUCCUGUUUGGAUUUCCGAUAUGGACUUUAUUCCUACAACAGAAAACAUUGUUACUGUUGGUAGAUAUGGACAUGUAUCCGUGUAUGAUCCAAAAACACAAAGGAGGCCUGUUAUACAAUUACAAUUAAAAGACGAAGCAAUAACAACAUUAAGUACAAUGCCGAGAGAAAAGCAAAUCAUAAUAGGGACUGGAAAAGGUAAAAUGAAACUUGUAGAUUUAAGGAAACCAUCUAAAGUAUUAAACACGUACAAAGGAUUUCUUGGUAGUGUAACCGGAAUAGCCUGUAGCACAAGCGAGCCUUAUGUUGUUAGCGUUAGUUUGGAUCGAUAUUUACGGAUACAUCACAUUGAUACGAAACAAUUACUGAGAAAGGUAUAUUUAACAUCUAGGAUAUCUUCCAUCUUGUUACAUUCAGGAUUUUCAUUACCGAAAGAAAACAAUGUUAAUGAAGAUUCACGAAAAAAUACCAACGGUGUGGAUGAAUAUUUAAAAGAAGAACAUGACAACGUGCCAAGAGACCAAAAUUCUGACACAGAUUAUGAUAUUUUAUUUGAUAAAAUGCAAGUUGUUGGUGAUAAGAAACAUAAAGCAAUGACUGAAAGGAAACGUACAAAUUCGAGAAACGAUUUAACAAUAGAUAAUGAGAUUAUAUUCCAUAAAUCUCCGUUAAACAAGAAUGAGAAACUACCAAAAAGUUCCAAGAAACAGAAAACCUCGAAUCUAAUUUAGCUGUAAAUAAAAUGAGACGAAGUAUCAUGUUCUGUGUAUGUACAUAAGUAAUAUUAUUUGUAAAUUAUAAAUAAAAUUGCAACACAUUUUUAUGAUACUA